Molecule: messenger RNA, 1904 nt
Organism: Laetiporus sulphureus 93-53
Lineage: Eukaryota; Fungi; Basidiomycota; Agaricomycetes; Polyporales; Laetiporaceae
Exons: 5
Coding region: 24-1784 (586 amino acids)
Source: RefSeq, a predicted model, not a curated record
UCGCACCGCACUACACUUCCACCAUGGCCACAUUAAUGGACAUCUGGUGCCUCCUCAUCGAUCACAAGAAGGAGCCCAUCGGAACACUCUUCACAGUCAAGAUAUCUUCUGAUGCCGAUGUCAAUGACUUGAGGGCUAAGGUCAAGGAAAAGAGAUCAGUCGACACUGCUGGUGUUGACUCUGCCAGACUCAUUGUAUGGAGAUGCAUGGACUCGACCAUUAUUUUUGAUGAUGAAGACCCCAAAACGUUGAAGGAUCAAGUCAGCGAGGCCUUCUCCAACCAGAAACUCGAAGUACUUCGUGUGAGCGAGACGAUAGCAGAUCUAAAGCUUUCAAAAGAAGAGACACUGCUCGUGCAGAUGCCUGAACCCAUAGCUGUCCCAACUGUUGCUCAAGCUUGGAAGCGGAAGAAGCAUGAUGAAAUCAUGACUCCCUCAAAGCGCACGAAGACGUACGAGGAAGAGCAGGAUAAGAAUGUCGAAGCGGCAAAAAAAGCCCCUACGCCGUCCCAAGCUGCUUCCCUUAGGCAGUUCGAACACAUUCAGAAGGGACCCGGAUGGGUUCUUAACGGGCGCCCUGCUCAACGCGUCGGGCCUCCGAUCGGCCUUUACCAUCCAGUCUUUGACGAGUUCAAGGAGAAGCUGAAAGGCGAUGGUGAAAUAUCCCUGGACGUCAGGCGACUCGUACGAGAGUUCAUUACCGCCAGUGCCAGCGUAUAUCAAACAAAGGAAGACCGGAUGAAGGGCAUCCAGCAUACCUUGGGCAAGCUCGUCGGAGGACCAUUAGAGAAAGUCGUUGGCGAAGGGUUCGCGAGCGACCGGGUCCUCCUUGCUGCCACAAAUGAGUGGUCCGCGAAGAUUCUCAUUUGCGAAGUAAAGAACGAGAUCGGGACCGGCAUUGUAGACCCUUACACGCAGGCGUGCCUUGCCUACCAAAGAUACUCUUCUGACGAUGAUAAGUAUCUGCCCCUUCGCCGGAAAAGCUACUGCCCCUGCAUCAUCCUCGCAAUCGCCGGUCCUUGGCUAUGCGUGGCAGGGGCUGUCUAUACACGAGCACCCAUCGUCCAACCGCUCACAGGUUAUGAGUGGACGGCGCCGGAGUGUCUGUUCGACGAUCAGUCCCGGCUCGAACGAAUGGUCCAUUCUUUGAAUGCUGCCACGUGCUCGUUUCGGACAUACUACACGUCGACGUUGCUCAAGGCCAUUCCGGCUGCAGAAGGGAUGCACGGCUUCCCAUACAUCUCCAGCUAUGACGGGAACACCUUUUCGUAUGUAGAACAGCUCGGCGGCAAUGACGCACAAGUCUUCAAAGUGAACGAAGGGGGUGUUUUACGAGUUGUCAAGUUCACGACACAGUACAACGAAGCGGCGCACAGGUUCCUCUCUGAAGAGAUCGAAGGUGAAAGCUUCGCUCCGGCUCUGUACCACGUCAGUCAACGCACGUUCGGCGGACGACGGAUGGUUGUGAUGGACUAUGUGGAUGGAGAAUCGGCAUUUGGUAGGACGCUCACGGAAGGUCACUUUGAUCAGCUCAAGAAGGCGCUUGAGCGCUUGCACACUAAGGAGCUGGUCUUUGGGGACCUUCGAACGCCAAAUAUUAUACUCAAGAAAGAACAUGUGAUGCUCAUCGACUUUGACUGGUGCGGAAUUGAUGGCAAAGCAAACUAUCCCAUCGACCUCAACAGCAGUGCCGGAUGGGUGACUGGUGUCGGUCCGGGUGAGGUGAUGCGGAAGGAACACGACGAUGCGAUGCUACAGAAGCUGCAGCUGGCCGAGAUGGUUUGAUACCAUGCUAUUCCCAGGCCAUGCACUAUUACAUUCUCAUAGAAAGAAGAGAAUUGAUUACCAUGGCGCCUUGUUCUUGUAAAAACCACGUUUUGUUGACUUAUCGGCCAACAGUUUGAU